AUGGUCACCGAUGCAGCCAAGGCACAAAUCCCGGAGUGCGUAAAAGAAACGGAGGUGAAUGCCAUACUGCAGGAAAAAGUCAGACACAGUGAGGACAUCUUAGUAGAUAAACACAAAAAGCUGGAGAAGAGAGGGAAAAAUAAAAGCACAGACAAGAGGAGGCAAGCAGAGAAGCAGAAAAAGGCUUCCAUUGUCCAUACGAAGGUAGAUCUUCCACCACACAUGGUGAGGGCUCACCGAGCAGCCUACGAUUACCUAAACCCAAACAUUUCUAGAUAUGACACUCUGAUGGGUCUUCUGGAUCAGGCAGCCCAGACCAAAAUGUCUCUCCAGCCCAUGAUGAAAGCUCUGGUUAUGCACUUUGAGGAGGUCAACCUGGCCCUGGAGGAGAUGGCUGAGGAAGGGGAGCUGAUGUUAAAGGAACAUGGGGACUACAUGGCCUGGCCAUCAGGGAUGACAGGUUCAUCUGAUAUGUCAAAUAAGCCUACCAUGGACACAGACACCUCCUCUGAUCCACCUCCAGACCUGUUACAUCAGCUGCUCCAGCAUUCUCUUGAGAAAAUGAGACUUGUAGGUAACUCUGUCCAAGGACUUGGAGAUUCCACAUUGGAGGAGGUGGUGGAGUACUUUGCUUCCCUCUCCAGGUUGCUGGGUGAGAGGCUACACACCAAGCAGGCAGCAGAGCAACGGCUGGCACUGGUGCUGGGCCGGGUGGAGGUGGCAGCCAUUAAGAGGUCCAACCCUGAGGACUCUGCCCUACACAGUGAGGACAGUGGUAUAGGAGGUGAGAACGAGUCCCUGACUGGCUGUGAGAGACACCGCCGCAGUCGAGGGAGUGCUGGGUCUGGAAGUUCUGGCUCCAUGGGAAAUGGAGACGGAGCUUUGGUUACCAAUGGCAACAACAACAACAACAGCUGGCCAGACAGCAAGGAUGACCUGGAUGUAGACAGCCUACCUCCUCCUCCCCCAGAAGUUCUAAUGGACAAUUCAUUUCAGAGUACAGAGAUGACCCCAGGGAAUGCAGAGGAGGACCCAGACAAGAGUUGCCUUGAAAUAAAUCAAAGGUCUGCAGUGUCCCAGCGCCUGAGGGCAUCCGUGCAGAAUGUGACAGUGCUGCCAAACCGAAUCAGUGUGAGGCAAAGAUCGACUGGUAUCUCACCUCCCCAUCCUGUCAGACAGGAUGCUGUUAUGGGAACGCAGACAGGACAAGUGGACCUGCAACCAGAAACUGAGCUCGAUCAAGAAAGGAAGAAGACCACCACUGUAUACCAACAGGCACGGAAGAUCAUCCAUCUGCACAAUGCUACAGAAUUCCUAGUGAAGAAAAGUCAAGCUCAUCGGGGUGAUUUUAGAGAGACUUCAUCCCUUCAGGCUGGGGCAGCUCAGCUACAAGGGGGUGCUGACCCUUAUGAUGCCGACGUGAUGCCCAGCAGCCUGCCGGUGAUAGCUCCACCUGUCUCUAGAGUCCGUCUACCACCGUCUUGUCCUGUUGUGCACCACAGAUUCCCCAGCCCCCCUGCCUUCACAGUCCAACCCACCCUGGGGUCAUCUAGACCGUCAUCGCGGCCAGGUUCUCCGAGGGCUCUGACUUGGGCCAGAGAGGGCAACACUGAGGAGUUCAUACCCUCUGUGUCCUUCAGCCAUGCUCGUUCAGUCUUUAGUCAAAAUGAGACCUGGACGCCUUCCAGCAGUUCUGUGCUACCCAGACCAUGGGGGGAGCCUUCCCGGGGCAGGCUACCCACACGAGGGGCAGAGACUUCUUCCAGACGAACCCAAUCAGAGCAGAGGCCUAGCUCGACUUCCCAACCUGAGGUUCCUCAUGAUGGAGGUAAAAUUCCCAGCCAGGCAAAAGCAAGCAGGCCUGCCACUUCUAGUAACACAGAAAGGCUGGCCAGCCCUCUGAUGACAGAAGAGGACGCCCAAUCAGAUCCAAGUGCCGUAACUUCGAGCGCCUAA
Messenger RNA from Lampris incognitus (smalleye Pacific opah), 1956 nucleotides. It is a transcript of the gene pcare2, whose product is annotated as photoreceptor cilium actin regulator 2. The transcript is spliced from 3 exons. The record is from RefSeq and is a predicted model, not a curated record. The coding region runs from base 1 to 1956 and encodes 651 amino acids. Lineage: Eukaryota; Metazoa; Chordata; Actinopteri; Lampriformes; Lampridae.